UAAAAGCCACUGUUCCGGCUGUUGCCGGGUGAAGUUCGCGUGUUGCGUGUUUUCGAUAUUUUAAUGUGAUAAUAGCGUAUAAAUUUUUUUUGUAACGGACGCUGUGCAGCCUUGUUGUUUUACUGCUGAUAUUUGUUUGUGUACACGCUCCGCUUUUUGUAGAAGUGUGGUUUACACAGCUGUCAAACAUGAAAUUCCAACCAGUAACACAUUGUAUAUUCGAUCUGGAUGGAACACUUCUGGACACCGAGAGGAUAUACACCAUUGCUACACAGGAGAUAUGCCAAAAAUAUGGAAAGACUUUCACUUGGGAAAUCAAGCAGCAGCAGAUGGGUAUGACGGGCAAAGAAGCGGCGGAACAUAUAAUUAAAGCCUUAGAGUUACCAAUAACAGUAGAGGAGUAUAUUAUACAAGCACAGGCUUUAUACCAAAAACUUAUGCCGGAGUGUAACGUAUUACCAGGAGUGGAUAAACUGAUACAUCAUCUGCAUGAACGUGGCAUACCAAUAGCAGUUGCAACCAGCAGUGGAGCAGAAAGUGUGAAAAUUAAAACAAGUCAUCAUAAACCACUGAUGAGUUUAUUCCACCACAUUGUGUGUGCAAGUACAGAUCCUGAAGUUGAGCACGGAAAGCCAGCUCCAGAUAUAUUCCUUGUCUGUGCUUCAAGAUUUGAUGACAAUCCGGACCCAGAAAAGUGUCUCGUGUUUGAAGAUGCACCAAAUGGAGUAAAAGCUGCGCGAGCUGCUGGCAUGCAAGUUGUUAUGACACCAGAUGAGCAAGUUAAUGAUGAUAUGAAGCAAGAUGCAACUAUUGUUCUCAAGUCCUUGGAAGAGUUUAGACCUGAAUGGUUUGGUCUUCCACCAUUUUAAGUUAUGUGCUAGAAGUAUUUUCUCCCACCUGUCUUGUGCCUGUCUUCCAUUAUCUGUGACAUCUGCUCCUUGCACAUGGGUUUAUUAAACUUUGUGUAAGUAUCAGCAAAUAACUGGAACUCUGGUUCCCACAUCACAGAAUAACUCAUUGAUUAGAGGAAUUGCCUUGAAAAUUCAUUUUUGCUGAUGGGACUGCAGCUCACUAUCCCACAGUAUCCAGGAAAACAUACGUUGAGCAAUAUCACCAAAAGGACAAGGCCUUACAGCUUGGGUGCAUUGUCACACACUUCAAGCUAUGUGACUAAUGGUAAUUCAGUCUCCAGUGAAGUCAUUGUACUAAUGUUGCUGUGACAAAUGAUAUAUAACAGGCAUAAAAUUUCACCAUGAUGACCAUCUAAUAUAAAUAAGUUACUAAGAAUCAUAUUUUUUACUGUGAAAACAAAGUACAAGCUGUUAUUU
Messenger RNA from Schistocerca nitens (vagrant locust), 1328 nucleotides. RefSeq names its product pseudouridine-5'-phosphatase-like. The transcript is spliced from 5 exons. Bases 189 to 869 code for a protein of 226 amino acids. Gene Ontology annotation, molecular function: phosphatase activity. The record is from RefSeq and is a predicted model, not a curated record. Lineage: Eukaryota; Metazoa; Arthropoda; Insecta; Orthoptera; Acrididae.